UCUUCUCCUCUCUCUCUCUCUCUCUCUCUCUCUCUCUCACAGCUUCCACACAGUCCAUGAUAGUCUAGAUUCCUUAUUCUUUUUUCUCUUUUACAGUUCAUGUUACCAUCCGGAGAGAAAAUUGAAUUACUAUGCUGUUAAAUCUUCUUUUCCCUCUGUCUAUAAUCUCUUAGUGUUGCCAUUAACGUCUUUUGAGCUCCUUCUGUAUCUAUAUCCUAAUGCAUUUCUUAAUCUUACUCUGAAAGACAUAUUUUUUAGUCUCUGUUUUCUGGGUUUUGUUAAUUUCUUAACAGUCCAUUAAAACCGGGGAUUUUAAUCUUCAAAGUCUCUUCGUUUUUUUUUCCUUUUAUUCUUGCUGGUUGGAAAGAUGACUGUUGAGCGAGAAAUUGGGGAACAGAGGGAUCAGUUUCCGGUGGGGAUGAGAGUUUUGGCUGUUGACGAUAACCCCACUUGUCUACUGCUCUUAGAGACUCUACUUAGACGAUGCCAGUAUCAUGUUACCAAGACCACUCAAGCAAUCAAAGCAUUGAAAAUGUUGAGAGAAAAUAAAGACAAGUUUGACCUGGUUAUCAGCGAUGUCGAUAUGCCAGACAUGGAUGGUUUUAAGCUGCUUGAGCUUGUGGGGCUUGAAAUGGACCUACCUGUCAUAAUGUUAUCUGCAUAUGGGGAUACGAAGCUUGUGAUGAAAGGAAUUACUCAUGGAGCAUGUGAUUAUUUGCUGAAACCUGUUCGAAUUGAGGAGCUAAAGAACAUAUGGCAACAUGUGGUUAGGAGGAAAACUGAAUCGAAGGAUCGGAAUAACUCUAACCAUCAGGACAGGUCUCGCAGUGGAAAUGGUGAAGCUGCAAGUAGAAUUUCUGAUCAGCAUGGAAAGCUUAAUAAGAAACGGAAAGACCAGAACGAAGAUGAAGAUGAAGAGCGAGAUGAUGGACAUGAUAAUGAGGACCCAUCAACCCAGAAGAAACCACGUGUUGUCUGGUCCGUUGAGCUACAUCGCAAAUUCGUUGCUGCUGUUAACCAGUUGGGAAUUGAUAAAGCUGUACCUAAAAAGAUUCUAGAUUUGAUGAAUGUGGAUAAGCUUACAAGAGAAAAUGUUGCAAGCCAUCUCCAGAAAUACAGGCUUUAUCUCAAAAGAAUUAGCUGUGUGACCAAUCAGCAGGCCAACAUAGCAGCAGCCCUGAGUAGCACAGAUUCACUUUAUCUUCACAUGGGUUCUUUGACUGGACUUGGGAAUUUCCAUAAUAUUCCUGGCUCUGGGCACCUUCACAAUGCAUCUCUCAGAUCUUUCCCACCUAGUGGGAUGCUUGGUAGGUUGAACACUCCAGCUGGGUUAGGUAUUCGGGGCCUUCCUUCUCAAGGAAUGAUUCAGUUAGGUCAGGCACAAAACUCAGGCCAUAACACUAAUGAUCAAGGCAAGUUCCAGUCCAUCACAAUUGCUGGAAGCAGCGGUAUACUUCAAGGAAUGCCAACGUCAUUGGAACUUGAUCAGUUCCAAUCUAACAAGGGUGUUGCUCUCAAUGGAGAACUCCCCACGAAUUUUGAUAAUACAAUGGGUCUCCGUGUUUCCAGUGGCUUUCCAGACACUAGAACGAUUGUUACUAAUAUGAACAAUCCUCUUCUUGGAGUCGGAAACAAUCCAUUGAUGAUAGAAGGUCAAUCUCAAGAGGGUCAAAUUGGUAAAGUAUACAAGAAUCAAGGUACUAUGUUAGGGGAAUCUGGAAUUUCUCCUUUACCAGAUUAUGCUAGAUACAGUGACAGCUGGUCUGGAACUGUUCCGUCGUCUGGAAUCCAACGAAAUUCUCUUCCUUUAAGCGAAGAUAUUAAGCAGUCCGCUCUGCUUCCUGUGAGAGAUGGUAUUGCCAGAAUGGCCUUUCAAAUGGGAACUACUCAAAGUGAUGUUACUUCUCUAUCUUCAGUAUCUAUUCCACUGCAGGAGUCAAAAGCAGAUUCAGAGACUCAAGUAGCUCCGAUAAAUGGUAAUCUUGGGCAAGUAAUCAGCAGCAUCCCGCAAGAAUGGGAUGGUCGUAAACAGGAUACCGUCUAUCAUUCAAAUGUACUAAGUAGCUCCGUGAACUCCAAUAUACAUUAUAACAGUGGUAUGGUUCCACUGAGCCAGAACUUGGAGCCAAAUAACACAAUUUUUCGCAGAAAUGUGGACUUCGAUUCAAAUGGACAAUCAAAUUUUCUUGAUUCCUUGUCUAUCAGGCAUGCUGAUAUUGUCAAUCCAACUAUGCAGACAUCAUAUCUUGUGGGUCAACCAAAGCUGCAGGGCAGUUACCUUUCCGGUAGUGCUGGCUCUUUGGACGAUCUAGUAAGUUCAAUUGUGAAACAGGAACAAGAUGUGGCAAGAAUACCAGAAGGCGAAUUUGGAUCCAGUGCAUAUUCCCUCAGGACAUGAAUACGAAAGUAGGUUUGGCUGCUAACUCCUCUAAGAAGGAAUAAGGAUCGACAUGCAACUCGAAAAAUAUUAUCUGUCUAUUGGUUUUAAUCAAGAGUGUAGCUAGCUGCUACUAAUCUUCUGUCCAUAAUUUUUUUUAGACAGUUGAAAUUUUCUGUUGAUUGAGCAAAUUAAGCGAAGCAAUAUACUUUUAGAGCC
Carica papaya (papaya) is the source of this 2596-nucleotide messenger RNA. It is a transcript of the gene RR10, whose product is annotated as response regulator 10. Gene Ontology annotation, biological process: cytokinin-activated signaling pathway; phosphorelay signal transduction system. The record is from RefSeq and is a predicted model, not a curated record. Lineage: Eukaryota; Viridiplantae; Streptophyta; Magnoliopsida; Brassicales; Caricaceae. Gene Ontology annotation, molecular function: DNA-binding transcription factor activity; DNA binding.